Molecule: messenger RNA, 1883 nt
Organism: Caenorhabditis sp. 36 PRJEB53466
Lineage: Eukaryota; Metazoa; Nematoda; Chromadorea; Rhabditida; Rhabditidae
Source: the annotation of a GenBank genome assembly
AUGGGCCGUAGGGUAGGUUUUCACUCGGUUUUCUCGUCUUUAUCCUUGAAAUCGUAUUGCAGGGCACCCGUAAAUAUGCCGAGAAGGCUCUGGAGAAGGCUGCUAAGGCCGCCGCUGGUCUGAAUAAUCAGGCCAAUGAGGAGAACAGCCAAAAGAUAAAGGAACGUGCCGAAACGUUUGCGUUGGGUAGAGGACUUUUUGCUUAGUCGAUCAAAAAUCAGCACACGAUUUUCAGCUGCUGCUAAGAACAAGCUCAAAAAUCUUAUCGAACGCAACCCGGAAACUGCUGCGGAUCUUUCGAAACUUCUGGAAGUGGUGACUGUGGAAACCGCAAAAGCGGUGAUCGAAGCCGACGAUGACGUGUUCACCCAACCGGAGGCCAUCGAGGGAUUGGGAAAGGCGCCCGUACCCGUACCAAAAGCUGACUCAAAUGGCGACUCGCAAGCCAGGUAAGUUUUUGACAGUCUUUUCUUUUGUUCCCUAACUAACAUGCCGAUUGUCCCGCAGAGAUAAUGUGACUGGAGCGCAAGUCGAAGUGGCCAAUAUUCCGCUCCCGGCGGUUCCGGUGAAUAAGGCAACUGCUGGCGAGAACCAAGUGUAAAGAGAAAAGGUGCCGGGCAAAAUCCACAAACAAACAUUUCAGCGUGGAGGAGAUCUUCACCUUGCCGGAACUCUAUUUGAACAGAGUCAAGAAUUUCGAGAUUACUCUCAAAAUGAUUGCCGAAAUGCGCAAAACGAAUCCUCGUGGAACCAUGUACGACAAAAUUUCUGCGAUAAUAAUUUGAUUGAAUGGUUUCAGCAAGAAUCUUCUGAGCAACACGGAAUCGCUGAUCGGUGAUCUGAAGAUUUGCUACGAACUCAACAAUGGGGAUGUUUUGACGCCAGAAGUGCCGUCCAAGCGCAGCCUGAGAAAGAAGAAGGCGGUUCCUGCGACAGAUCCGGCUGACAUGUACCUCAACGAAAGACUCGAAUGCUGUUGGUGAUGUGUUCAGCUGAUCGGAUAUAAUAUCAGUAUUCAGACGUUAAAAAAAUGGGAAACUUCUCGGAGUAUACCUUCGAAUUCGCGGUGGACGAUGAUAUUAUUGCUCAUUACCUUCCACAAGCGGAAGAGAUUGAUCUUCUCGGAAACAUGCGUCUCCACAAAUGGGCCGUUGACGGAAAAACUGCGAAAUGCGUAAGUUUACUGCAAAAAAUAAAGAAAAAAGUAGAAAUGGUUUCAGCUGCGAAUGGAAAUCUUGGAUAGGGAGAAGUACUACAAAAUCGCUAAAAUCUCGGGAGCCGCGCUGAACAAGCUUGAUUCGCUCUCCUAUCUUCUUGCCUACUUGAACCCGACAUACGAAAAGAAGACCGGGCCUUACGAAGAGGAGCACAUGAUGGAACUCAUUCUCAUGGACCAGUUCCCGAAUUUUUGUAAAGACCGCCAGAAUCGUUCCGGUUUUACUAAAUGAUUUCAGAUCCGUCUACCGCUCAGUUGAACGAGAUCAACAGACUGAAGAUGAAAGAAAAGAACAGACGCGACAGAGUUGGGGAGGGCAAAAUCGAAGGUAGAAACUGAAAAACCGUGUUUGGUAGAUUCAAAAAUGUUUAUUUUCAGGAGUCGCCAAGCCGUACACCUACCUCGACACCAUUGUCCUCAAAAUUGUACGUUUUCACGCUGAUUCAUAAGUUUAAUAAAUCCAUCAAUAUUUCAGCGCUCUCGCAACAAGAUGGCUCGCUUCUACUUCUUCCUGCUCGGCUACAUCCAUUACCAGGUCGUCGAGUUGACGAAACUCUACAAGUACGCUCGCGAGAUUACCGCGAAAAUGGUCGACGACACGCGCGACGCCUUCGAGAAGAGUCACGUUAUGUCCGGAAACGGACAAGUGACCAAAAAUGAUCCUUAA